AUGCGAGGGGAGCCUGGGCUGGGAGGCCUCCAGGUAGAGACGAUGGCUCGCUCCGCCGCCGCCACCGCCGCGGUGCUCCUCGCCGGCUGCUGUGCGCUCCGCGCGCUGCCGGGCGCCUUCGUGCCCGCUCCGGCGGCGCGGGCGGCGCCGCCGUCCGCCGCGGCCUUGGGUGCCGCCGCGCUCGCGGCGCCGCUGGCCGCACACGCGGAGGGCGACGGCGUCUGGAUCCCGGCUCUCUCUGCGGUCGGGGCUGGCUUCGCCAUCGGCCUGGCCGCCAUCGGCUCGGGGGUCGGCCAGGGCAUCGCGUCGGGCCGCUGCAUCGACGGCAUCUCUCGCCAGCCGGAGGUCGCGGACGACCUGAGGGGCGUGCUCCUCCUGUCGCUGGCCUUCAUGGAGUCCCUGACCAUCUACGGGCUCGUGAUCGCCCUCGUGCUGCUCUUCGCCAACCCGCUGAUCAAGUGA
Messenger RNA from Prorocentrum cordatum, 462 nucleotides. The record is from the annotation of a GenBank genome assembly. Lineage: Eukaryota; Dinophyceae; Prorocentrales; Prorocentraceae.